Messenger RNA from Trichomycterus rosablanca, 2570 nucleotides. RefSeq names its product SEC14 and spectrin domains 1 (gene sestd1). Gene Ontology annotation, molecular function: phosphatidylinositol-3,4-bisphosphate binding; phosphatidylinositol-3-phosphate binding; phosphatidylinositol-3,5-bisphosphate binding. Bases 193 to 2361 code for a protein of 722 amino acids. The transcript is spliced from 19 exons. NCBI's taxonomy places the organism in Eukaryota, Metazoa, Chordata, Actinopteri, Siluriformes, Trichomycteridae. The record is from RefSeq and is a predicted model, not a curated record.
UUUUAGCUUCCUAGCUCCGAGCUGAUCUGCAUUUCUCACAUCACUAAAGGUGGCUUCGGAAUAUCGGCUCAUUCAGGGUUUGAACGAAGGAGAAAAGAACAUGGACCAAGACGCUUACGCAUAAGAGAAUGAGUUUGCUGUACUGCACCAUUUUUUAAGUCUUGACUUGAGAGUGACCCAAGUGAUUCCAGGAUGGAUGCCACCACAAUUCUACCCUUACUGAGGAAGAAAUUGGCUUUUUUGUCAGGCGGCAAGGACCGGCGCAGCGGCCUGAUCCUGACCAUCCCACUAUGCACCGAGCAGACAAGCAUGGAAGAGCUUAGCUCCACCCUGGACUACCUGCUCAGCAUCCCUAGUGAGAAAUGCAAGGCGAGGGGUUUCACAGUGAUCGUGGAUGGCAGAAGGUCUCAGUGGAAUGUUGUGAAGACGGUGGUUCUCAUGCUGCAGAAUGUCAUACCGGCCGAGGUGUCCCUGGUGUGCGUGGUGAAGCCAGAUGAAUUCUGGGACAAGAAGGUCACUCAUUUCUGCUUCUGGAAGGAAAAGGACCGACUUGGAUUUGAGGUGAUCCUGGUCUCGGCCACUAAGCUCACGCGCUACAUCGAGCCUUGUCAGCUGACUGAUGAGUUUGGAGGCAGUCUGCAGUACGACCACAUGGACUGGCUUAACAAGAGGCUGGUGUUUGAAAAAUUUACCAAGGAGUCGACAUCCCUGUUGGAUGAACUUGCCACCAUUAAUGAAAAUGAAAAGGCGAAUCAGCCAGACAAGGCCAGGCCUUCAGAGAGCAAUGCCCUGCCAUCAUUUGACCCAGAAACUGUCCUACAAACAGGUCAUGAGUUACUGUCAGAGCUGCAGCAGAGACGGUUCAAUGGCUCUGAGGCUGGAAGUGGUGGUGGAGGUGGUGGUGGUGGUGGUGGUGUUAGUGGUGGAGGAACGGCCUGGUCUCCUAUGGAUGAUGAGCUGCUGGCUCAGCCUCAGGUCAUGAAGCUGCUGGACUCCUUGAGAGAACAAUACACCAAGUACCAGGAGGUGUGUCGCCAACGCAGUCGCCGCUCACAGCUCGACCAGAUCCAUACCAAAGUCAUGCAGGUGGUAAACUGGCUGGAGGGUCCUGGUACAGAGCAGCUCCGCACUCAGUGGGGAAUCGGAGACUCGAUCCGGGCCUCACAGGCACUGCAGCUCAAACACGAGGAGAUUGAGAGCCAGCACAGCGAAUGGUUUGCCGUGUAUGUGGAGCUGAACCAGCAGAUGGCAGCACUGUUGAGUGCAGGUGAUGAGGAAGAUCUGAUGGAACUGAAAGCUCUACAGCAGCAGCUCAGCGAUGUUUGUUACAAACAGGCCAGCCAGCUGGAGUUCAGACAGAAUGUUCUGCACUCAGCUCACGAGUUCCACAGCACCGCCCAGGAUCUCUCCCAGCAGCUGGACGGGUUACUGGGCAUGCUCUGUGCAGACGUGGCCCCGGCUGAUGGAGCUGCUAUUCAACAAACGUUGAAACAUCUGGAGGAAAAACUAAAGAGUGUUGAGGGAGCUCUGCAAGGUCUUAGAGAGAAGGGCCAGGUGCUGCUGGACCAGAUUUCCAACCAGACGUCCUGGUUCUAUGGGAAGGACAUGCAGAUUGAGAACAAGGAGAACGUCGACCACGUCCACAGCGUCAUGGAGGACAUGCAGCUACGCAAACAGAGGUGUGAGGACAUGGUGGAUGUAAGGCGGCUGAAGAUGCUGCAGAUGGUUCAGCUCUUCAAGUGUGAGGAGGAUGCUUCACAGGCUGUCGAGUGGCUCACCGAGUUGCUGGAUGCCUUGCUAAAGACCCACAUCAGACUGGGUGACGACGCCCAGGAAACCAAGGUUCUGCUGGAGAAGCACAGGAAGUUUGUAGAUGUUGCCCAGAGUACUUAUGAUUAUGGCAGGCAGCUGCUGCAGGCUACCGUAGUGCUGUGCCAGUCUCUGCGCUGUACCACCCGCUCCUCGGGCGACACACUGCCCAGACUGAACCGUGUAUGGAAGCAGUUCACGAUCACAGCCGAUGAGCGCCAGCACCGCCUGGAGAUGGCCAGAGACUUUCACACUGCUGCCGAGAGGGUUCUGAGGGAAAUCCCAGACCAGGCUGGGUUGUUGGAUAUGGAGAUGUUUGAGGAAGUGGAAACAGUAGGGAAAACUCUGCUAGACCGACUCACUGUGCCAGUCAUUUUUCCUGAUGGAAGCGAGCAGUUUUUCGGCAGCCCUGGUGAUAUGGCGUCCUCGGCUGAGAACAUUCGUGACAAGAUGAAGCUUGUGGACGACAAAAGGCCAAAACUGGAAGAGACGGAAGAGACGGAGCACGUGCAGGAGGAAGCAGCUCCGGAGCUCGAGUCUGAGGAGAGUUAAUAAACCCUUCCAUCACUCUGACUCUGAGAGGAACCUGGAGUUCUUUUCUCAUCCUUCCUACACCUACCUGUCAUAACUCUUGUAAUCUGCCUUUCCAAGCCAUCAGAACCUUACAGGAUUGGUUAGGAGGAGUAAACAUGUCGGCUCACUGCAUGCACACAUACAUUACAACACUAAAUCAAUAAUAAAAACCCGUGUAUGAAGCUUUA